AUGAAGCUGAUCAUCGUCAUAAUCACCAUCAAGUCCACCAAACGUAUAGUGAAGAUGCCCGGCGUCCAGAUCAAACAUUGGAAGCUCUGGGAGCCGAUAUUUGUCGAGUUGAAGAACGAUUGGUCGUUCCACGACCUAGGCAGCCGCGUCAACCUCGCGCGGACUCUCCGUAACGUCGCGAGGGGAAACAACGGAAACUACGAAGAGACCUUCUCUAGCCUUCGCGCAACCGUCCGAAUCGAAUUCGUCAAGAUGGCUACGCGGGGAAAUCCCUUGAUGGUUCUCUCCGUCGUUCUCCUUUCCGGGACGCUCUCUCUCGUCGCGACACGGAGCUCCCUGGCCCACGCCAACGAGUCGGUGAAGAGGUCCUCGCAGGCAGUCACGGAUGGGGGCCACCCAUUGCCCGUCUGCAGCCACUGGAACGUCCUGGGUGCACUCAAGGGGCAGUCCGUUCUUGAGAGAUGCUGCCCCCGCUGGGAGGUUUUUGAUGCGCGUUCGGACGCCACGAUGAAUCUGAGCCAGUACGAAAAAGAUCAUUCGCCUACGCCUGUCCAGCGGGAGAUGGCCCGGCUGGAUGCCCUCGCCGCCGAGGCGAACUGCCGUCGCCGUUCUUCCAGUCAGCUGGACGCCGAAGAGAUGUUCCGUCUACGUCAGGAGAACGACCGGGUUCGCAACACCCUCCUCGAGGUCCAGGCCGAAAAUACGAGCUUGAAAAGCGCUCUCGAGGGGAAGAGUUCCGAGUACAGCAGCCUGCAGAGCUCUGAGCGGGCCGAUAAUGCCGAGAGGGGCGGCUUUCAGUUUGAUGACGGCCAGGACGACGAUGAGAGCCACUUCGCAGCCGUUACCGUGGCUCCGAAGACCGAGACCAAGGAAGGCGACAAGGAAACCGUUUUCAUGGCGGAGUAUAACAAGCUGAAGAAGGAGUUUCUGGCUCUGAAGGAGGAGAUGGAGCGCCAGAGCAAGACUCAUGAGUCGGAGUUGACCCGCUUCCGUGAGACGCUUGAGGCACAAAAAAGGGAGAACGAAACGACCAUGGCCGCCCUCGCGGCCAAUACUAGCGAGCUUGAGGCCGCUAGGGAGGAGGUGAAGUCUCUACAGGCAUUCAAGAGCCGUGCCAGACCUCUGGUGGAGUUUCUGGCGGAUCUCCCUGGCCAAGAGGAGGGGCCUACUACCUCAGCUACGCAUUCAAACAAGCGUGUUCGCCUUGACUGA
Messenger RNA from Sodiomyces alkalinus F11, 1212 nucleotides. RefSeq lists its product as hypothetical. Lineage: Eukaryota; Fungi; Ascomycota; Sordariomycetes; Glomerellales; Plectosphaerellaceae. The record is from RefSeq and is a predicted model, not a curated record. The transcript has a single exon. The coding region runs from base 1 to 1212 and encodes 403 amino acids.